Messenger RNA from Camelina sativa (false flax), 1830 nucleotides. NCBI's taxonomy places the organism in Eukaryota, Viridiplantae, Streptophyta, Magnoliopsida, Brassicales, Brassicaceae. The record is from RefSeq and is a predicted model, not a curated record.
CACGAGUGCAACGAAGGUCUGAACUGAACAUCAUCGCCCGAUUAAAAUAAUAACAACAUAAGUAGUAUUACAGUUAGAAAUACUGUCGAUGAGCCACAAAAAUCAAACCUAGUUUUCAUUUAGCCCAAGAAAUUCAAAAGUCAUGGUGGGCUUAGAUAGGCCCAUUUGAGAAAGCCCGAUAGAAUGAGUAAAGGUAGUGACUGAGUCAGUCGUUCAAAGUCAGGCGAGUCGAGUCGAAAGAGCGCAAGGAUGGUGACGAAGGAAUCCAUAGAAGUGAUAGCUCAGAGCAUUGGAUUCUCGACUAUUUCUCCGGACGUCUCCGCCGCUCUUGCUCCCGAUGUCGAGUAUCGUGUCCGAGAGGUCAUGCAGGAAGCUAUCAAAUGCAUGCGCCAUGCUCGCCGCACCACCUUAAUGGCUCAUGAUGUCGAUUCUGCUCUUCAUUUCAGGAAUUUGGAGCCUACCUCGGGCUCCAAAAGUGUGCGGUUGAGGAGAGCUCCUGAGAAUAGAGAUCUCUACUUCUUGGAUGACAAAGAUGUCGAGCUCAAGAAUGUUAUCGAAGCCCCUCUACCAAAUGCACCUCUUGAUGCAUCUAUUACCUCUCAUUGGUUGGCAAUUGAUGGUAUUCAACCUUCCAUUCCACUGAAUUCUCCUCCCCAAGCCAUAUCUGACCUUAAAAGAUCGGAAUAUAAGGACGAUGUGUUGGCUGCUAGUCAGGUGCUCUCUAAGGAGCUUCAGAUUUACUUUGACAAAGUCACGGAGUGGGCUUUGACUCAAUCUGGCUCCACCAUCUUUAGACAAGCACUCGCCAGCUUGGAAACUGACCCUGGACUCCACCCAUUAGUUCCCUUUUUCACUUCUUUCAUUGCUGAAGAGAUUGUGAGGAACAUGGAUAAUCACCAAAUUUUGUUGGCUUUGAUGCGUAUUGCUAGAAGCCUCCUUCAUAACCCUCAUGUACAUAUUGAACCAUAUCUGCAUCAAUUGAUGCCGUCUUUUAUCACUUGCCUCACUGCCAAACGCUUAGGAAGAAGGUUAUCUGAUAGUCACUGGGAUUUGAGAAACUUCACUGCCAGUACAGUUGCUUCGACGUGCAGAAGGUUUGGACAUGUUUAUCACAACUUGUUGCCACGUGUUACAAGAUCACUGCUUCAUACCUUUUUGGACCCAACCAAGGCACUGCCACAACAUUAUGGGGCAAUUCAAGGGAUGGUAGCCCUUGGGCUUAAUAUGGUUCGUUUUCUUGUUCUCCCAAAUCUAGGGCCGUAUCUGCUGCUUCUUUUACCUGAAUUGGUACCUGAGAGGCAGAAGGAAGAAGCGAAGAGGCACGGGGCUUGGCUCGUUUAUGGAGCGUUGAUGGUCGCAGCGGGUCGAUGCCUAUAUGAACGGAUUAAAACAUCUGAGGCUCUGCUGUCUCCUCCAACUAGCUCUGUCUGGAAGACAAAUGGAAAGGUCACCAAUGCCCGGCAAAGUAAACGCAAAGCAAGUACUGACAACUUAACUCAUCAACCACCACUGAAGAAGAUGGCAGUAGGCGGAAUUAUGCAAAUGAGCUCCACACAGAUGCAGAUGUACGGAGGCACAACAAUCCCACAACAGUCGCUAGUUGGAAGGGACAUUGCUCGGAGAACUUCAGCUACUAUGGACACUACCGUUGACAACUAUCUCCAUCCUCUUUUUGAGUAUUUUGGUGAGAGCAUGCUUAUGUUCGCCCCCAAACAUGAACUCAGUUUCUUCUUGUAACUUGUUCACAUGCUAGUGUUUUGUACCACAAAUAAAUCAUAUAUAAUAAUUGGAAAUAUUUUGGAGAGGUAGAAUCAACUUGUUGUAAUCUUA